Molecule: messenger RNA, 1417 nt
Organism: Vollenhovia emeryi
Lineage: Eukaryota; Metazoa; Arthropoda; Insecta; Hymenoptera; Formicidae
Gene: mtTFB1
Product: dimethyladenosine transferase 1, mitochondrial
Exons: 3
Coding region: 183-1232 (349 amino acids)
Biological process (GO): rRNA methylation; transcription initiation at mitochondrial promoter
Cellular component (GO): mitochondrial matrix
Molecular function (GO): rRNA (adenine-N6,N6-)-dimethyltransferase activity; mitochondrial transcription factor activity
Source: RefSeq, a predicted model, not a curated record
GAGAAGUUAGCUAGUUUAGAAAUUUGAAUAAAGGGGUUUGCGGUUUAUUGUGUUGAAAAGUUUAUAUUUUUUUGCUUAAAUAAUAGCUCGUAAAGUGAUUUUUCCUUCCCGGAAAAUCACUACCUGAAUAAGUCGUCUGUUUCACACAAGUGUGUCUGCGAUACAAGACUUAGCAUUCGAAGAUGGCCGCCCCACGAUUGCCACCGCUUCUAACCGUGCGAGAUUUAUUGAAAAUUUAUCACUUGAAUGCCGUAAAACGUUUGUCUCAGAAUUUUCUCCUGGAUCACAAUUUAACCGACAAAAUUGUAUCAAAGGCGGGAAAUCUCGCCGGGAGCCAAGUACUGGAAGUUGGUCCCGGCCCGGGUGGAUUGACCCGGUCUAUCCUGAAAAGGGUCCCUGAACGAUUAGUAGUCGUUGAAAAGGAUGAGAGAUUUAAACCGACUUUAGACAUGCUGGCGGAUUCAUUCAGCGCGAUUAAUGGGAAAAUGGAUAUGGUAUACGACGACAUCAUGAGAACGAACUUAGAGAGUCUGUUCCCGAUUGAGAAAAAGAGGGAGUGGAAUGACAAAUCUCCAGAUAUCUUCAUCAUAGGCAAUUUACCGUUCAACGUAUCGACACCUCUCAUAAUCAAGUGGCUGCACGCGAUAUCCGAGCGGCGCGGACCUUGGGCGUUCGGCAGAACGAAAAUGACGUUGACGUUUCAAAAAGAGGUGGCGGAACGCUUGGUGGCUGAGCCGAUGGAUGACCAACGAUGCAGGCUGUCAGUGAUGGCGCAAACGUGGACAUUUCCAAUACUUCGUUUUAUUAUACCUGGCACAGCUUUUGUUCCAAAACCGGACGUCGAUGUGGGAGUGGUGUCGUUUAUGCCGUUGGUCAAACCACGCACGCAGCACGACUUCAAAUUCUUCGAGAUGAUAACGAGGCACGUGUUCAGUUUCAGGCAAAAGUACAGCAUACGAUGCGUCGAGACUUUAUUCCCAUUAGAAUGCCGCAAAGAGUUAGGUUUGAUGAUGUACAAAUUGGCUGACUUGGAGCCGACGGUCAGACCGACGCAACUUACCAUUGCGGAUAUCGACAGGCUAGCGACUGCUUACAAAUAUCUGAUUGAGAAACAUCCGGAGCUCGAGUUGUACAAAUAUCGCACAUCCCGGCAUUUGUUACCGUUAACAAAUACGCAGAAUGUUGUAGUACAGGACUGUGCAGAGAUGCCGGAAGAAACGUGUACCUAUUAACGGGACGAUUUAUAGUCUGAGACAUGCCAUCAAGUUUUACUUUUAUUAAAUCGCAGGUUGUAAUGCAGCAGAUUAAUUCGUUACAAUGUGAAUUUCGGUUAGAACUGUGUGAGGAAGUCUGUAAAUAUACAUUUAUAUACAUACACAGUAUGGCUUAAUUCUUAAAUAAAAAUAUAGUACAAUGU